AUGGAGCUGACCAAGUUCCUUGUACUGCUUACUGUGGAGUGGAGCAUUUCCCUGGCUCUUCCUUUAGGGGACAGUCACGAUAAAUGGAGUGAAACCAAUGAUGAUCUUACUAAUGAGGAUGAUGGCCAUAAGACUAUAUUUGAGCAAAUUGAAGACAGGAACAAAGGUAUCCCCAAACCUCUAAUCGGAGGGGACAUUGCUUUUCAAGUUUCCCGCAGAGCAAUAAACUGUGAGAAUUGUUUGUGGACAAUAUCCCGAGAUGGGACAGUUAAUAUCCCUUAUCUCAUUUCCUCUAAAUACAGUAAUUCAGAGACAUCAUUGAUUAUGUCUGCUUUGGAGGAGUUUGAAGUCAUGAGCUGCAUUAAGUUUGUGAGCAGGAAUUCAGAAAGAGACUAUUUAAGCAUAGAACCAGGAUCAGGAUGUUGGUCUUACAUUGGAAGAAUUGUUGGCAAACAGAUAGUGAGCCUGGACAAAGUUGGUUGUGUCGGCUAUGGAACAGCCCAGCAUGAAAUAAUGCACUCGCUUGGCUUUUACCACGAACAUACCAGGAGCGACAGGGAUGAAUAUAUCGAUGUCAUAUGGGAGAACAUCAUAAAAGGUACUCAAGAAAACUUUUUGAAGGAGAACACACACAAUCUGAAUCUUCCAUAUGACUACAACUCUGUGAUGCAUUAUCACAGCUCUGCCUUUAGCAGUCCACGUAGCAAAACAACCUUAAUACCAAAACCUGACCCCAAAGUUCCUCUUGGACAGAGGGUAGGAUUGAGCAGUCUGGAUGUCAUGAAGCUGAACACCCUCUACAAAUGCAAUCUCUGUCGUUCAAAGUUCAUGAGUCCUUCAGGAUCGUUUAGAGCCGACAGCAGCUCCCUCAAGCAACUCGGUGACGGCUGUCUGUGGUUGAUCCAAAUCCCAAAAAAUAAGGUCUAUCUGCAGCUCCGUGACAUCAACAUUCCACAAUCCACUGGAUGUGAUGACAGCUACAUCAAAAUCUACGAUGGAGCUAGUAAAUCAGCCCAAGUUCUUCUGGACAAGACCUGCGGAGAUGUGGUACUCUUUGGUAUUUAUAUUUAA
Molecule: messenger RNA, 1071 nt
Organism: Spea bombifrons (plains spadefoot toad)
Lineage: Eukaryota; Metazoa; Chordata; Amphibia; Anura; Pelobatidae
Product: hatching enzyme 1.2-like
Exons: 11
Coding region: 1-1071 (356 amino acids)
Biological process (GO): proteolysis
Molecular function (GO): metalloendopeptidase activity; zinc ion binding
Source: RefSeq, a predicted model, not a curated record